Molecule: messenger RNA, 1809 nt
Organism: Saitoella complicata NRRL Y-17804
Lineage: Eukaryota; Fungi; Ascomycota; Saitoellomycetes; Saitoellales; Saitoellaceae
Product: phosphatases II
Exons: 3
Coding region: 117-1607 (496 amino acids)
Biological process (GO): regulation of exit from mitosis; microtubule cytoskeleton organization; protein dephosphorylation
Cellular component (GO): mitotic spindle; centrosome; nucleolus
Molecular function (GO): protein serine/threonine phosphatase activity; protein tyrosine/serine/threonine phosphatase activity
Source: RefSeq, a predicted model, not a curated record
CACAAUAACCAAACAGCCCAACCAUUAAAGCCCGUCGCAUUCGCAUCAAAAAAGGGCAUUGGGCAUAGCAUUCACUACAGGAUUACACUCGCUACAUUGCAAACUAUUACUUAACUAUGUCUGACAUCACAGACAAUUACAUUGAGUUCAUCAAGGAAAAGCUCUACCUUGCUUCCUUUGAUGUUCUGCCCACGGGCGCAUAUGCUCCGAACUUGCAUUACUUCACUGUCGACAAGGCUUUGCUGUACAACGCUUUCCACCACGACUUUGGACCGUUCCAUUUGGGUCACCUGUACCGCUUCGCAUGCUUGUUGCACGAUAUCCUCCAGGAUGAGGAGACUAAGGAUAAGAUUUUGGUGCUCUAUUCCGGAGCUGACCCUCGCGCACGAGCGAAUUCUGCUUUCUUGAUCACUGCAUACAUGGUCAUCAUCCAGAACUGGCCACCGCAUCUUGUCCUCCAGCCCCUUGCUGAGUCCGCAACUCCUUUCGCUUGCUUCCGCGAUGCUGGUUACUCCAAGUCAGACUUCAUGCUCUCCAUCCAAGACUGUAUUUACGGUCUCUGGCGCGCCAAGGAGGCUGGUUUGAUCGACAUUGAGAACUUCGAUCUGGACGAGUACGAGCGUCAUGAGAGGGUGGAGUACGGUGACUUCAACUGGGUGUCCCCCAAGUUUGUCGCUUUUGCAUCACCCAUACAGCCUGGGUAUGCUGCAGGACGCGCUGUGAGAGGAAGCGCUGAUCAGAGAACCUUCAACAUUGUGUUGGACUAUUUUGAGAACCAUGAGGUUGGUUUGGUUGUGAGACUGAACAAGCCGUUGUACGACAAGCGUGAGUUCGAAGACCGAGGGAUCGCGCACGUUGACAUGUACUUUGAUGACGGAACUGUGCCCGAACUCGACAUGGUCAAGAAGUUCCUUAUCUUGGCGGAGGAGAUGAUUUCGAAUGACAAAAAGAUUGCCGUACACUGCAAGGCCGGACUUGGCCGUACCGGAUGUCUUAUCGGUGCUUACUUGAUCUACAAGUACGCCUUUACUGCGAAUGAGGUUAUUGCAUACAUGCGUGUUUGCCGACCAGGAAUGGUUGUGGGUCCCCAACAGCACUGGCUACACAUCAACCAGCACCACUUCCGCGCAUGGCACUACCUUGGUCUGGAACCGAAGAAGGCGGUCUCCAAGGCGGCAAUCAAGGGCUUUGCUACUCCCCCGCGUAACCCUCUGUCCGAUCUGAACGGGACCGAGAACGCACCACCGGCUCGUGUCGAUAACACCCCUUUGCCUGCACCAACACCUGGUCAGCCAAGGAAGUACACCGCACGAGGAACGGCCGGACGUAUUCCUUCGAGUAUCACAUCUCAACUCAUGGAGGCUGCUAAAGAGGAAGAAGAGCGUGAGGCAAUCGAGAAUGACAAGGAUGCUGUCACCUCUAGCCGAUCGCCAGUAAGAAGACGAGUAGCGAGCGCAUAUGCUGGGGUGGGUAUGGGUGAUUCGCCAGUAAGGAGAGAAUCGAGACGGACGAGUGCAGAAACGCCCAGGCGGGUCAGUGCGGGCCGUGUGACCAAGCCUUCAACUACGAGUACGACGAUGGCGUUGAGAGGACGUGGACGGGUAUGAGAUACGACAUUUUGAGUUGGACUGGCAGGAUGCUUGUACGAUAGAUGAGGUUCUGUCGGCUCUUGUUUAUAUUUGGUUGUUGAAAGGGAGUUCAUGGGUUGGAUCGUGGGUUUGGGGGUACGGGACUUUUUCAGUUCAUCUUUCGCAUUUUUAGAGGCUAUACCAGAAUCGCAAAAUCCUAAUGAUCGUUGUUGUCAGCUUG